Molecule: messenger RNA, 510 nt
Organism: Daphnia magna
Lineage: Eukaryota; Metazoa; Arthropoda; Branchiopoda; Diplostraca; Daphniidae
Gene: Sbat
Product: N-alpha-acetyltransferase 38, NatC auxiliary subunit
Exons: 3
Coding region: 74-430 (118 amino acids)
Cellular component (GO): NatC complex
Molecular function (GO): RNA binding
Source: RefSeq, a predicted model, not a curated record
UUAGUUUUAAAAAUUCGCGCUUAUUACGCGCCAUCUGUCUCUUACUUACGAAGCCUUUGGACGAUCGAAAAAAAUGGAAGAAUGUCAGUCUAAGCUCGAAAAUAUUGCAAUGGUUGAUAUAUCUAAAGAGGCAUCAAAAGAAAAAGAAUUAACUGUGAAAGUCAAAUCAUCUGGAAGGCUGAAACUGGAAUCAUGGCUCAAUGCCUGCAUGAAAAUAGAAAUUGAAGACGGUCGCACCUUGGUUGGUCAGUUUCUGUGUACAGACAGAGAUUGCAAUAUAAUUCUGGGAUCCUGUUAUGAAUACCCUCCUCCAGACGAUAAUAUUGCUGAAGAGCCACGUGUAUUAGGAUUGGCCAUGGUUCCAGGGAAGUAUAUUGUUUCAAUUUCAAUCGAUGAUCUUAUGGUACACAACUCUCCAUAUAUUACAUGACAUCAGCCAGGUUGUGUAUUGGGUUAAUGUAUUAUACAUAAUUAGCACUAUCAGAGGAAUACAAAGAUGAUUUGUUUGUU